This is a messenger RNA of Colossoma macropomum (tambaqui), 2512 nucleotides long. Its product is annotated as spermatogenesis-associated protein 16-like. Lineage: Eukaryota; Metazoa; Chordata; Actinopteri; Characiformes; Serrasalmidae. Gene Ontology annotation, cellular component: Golgi apparatus. The coding region runs from base 1 to 1593 and encodes 530 amino acids. The transcript is spliced from 8 exons. Gene Ontology annotation, molecular function: protein binding. The record is from RefSeq and is a predicted model, not a curated record. Gene Ontology annotation, biological process: spermatogenesis.
AUGGCAUCCACUUCAAACCCGCUAUGUCUUUUCAGGCGCAUCAUGGCAAAUUCUAAUGGAACCCCAGAGCUCCAGGGACUGGCGCAGACAGCACAGCCCGGCCCAAGCAAAGAGCAUGCAGAGGAUCUAAAGCUGGCUGCCUCCCAGACACCACCGCCAUGGGAAAAGAGCCGAAACAAAAGUAAGAAGAAAAGGAGAGACAGCGGCAGGCCAAAGAGCAGAAAGACGGCUGGCGCUGGAAGCAGAGAUGGAUGGGUAGAUGAGGUUGUGGGGGCGGAUAAUGAACAGAGCCCCCUGCCUCCUCUGUCGUGCAUCUCUUUAAAAAGCCUGGUGGAGGUUGAGACGAAGUUAGUGUACAGUGACGAACAGAACAUUACCCACAAGCUCGCUCAGUCCCCAGCCUCCACCUCCUCACAAUUAAUGUGUCAAAGCAGUGAAACAGUGGGGCCUCCAAGUGGACCUAAUCUCGGCUUUCUGUCUCAAAUUGACAAAUGGCUCGAUGUGGCUUUACAAGAUGCCGACGCACACUACAGGCUGGAGAAAUAUGCCAUCGCAGCCAGUCGCUUCUCCGCUGCUCUGAAGCUCUGCUCUAAAGGUGCUGUGCUUGAGAGAACUUUCAGUGCUGAUUAUGAAGGCGUUUUCAAGGUUGUCGGCUUCAUCGAGUCCAAGCUUGUUGCCUGCUACCUCAGAAUGAAGAAGCCCGACUUGGCACUGACAUAUUCUCACAGGAGCAUCUUCAAUAACCCAACUCAUUUCCGGAGCCAUCUUCAGCAGGCCAUGGCAUAUCGAUUGCUCGGCAACCCCUGUAGGGCAGCUAGGAGUGCCAUGAUUGCUGACUACGUGUACUGGCUGUCCGGAGAUGCCGAGCAGCAUAUAAGCAAGCUCAUCAAACUGUAUUGGCAGGGGUUGUUGGAGGAGGCUAUCACCAUGGAGGAGAAUUUCUCUGUCUUGUACACUCCUUGCUGUGGGAAUCCCACUAGGGACACAACCCUGCAGACAGAAGAGACCUUCCGAAAGCUGCACCCUGCCUUCACUACCUAUAUCUUUACUGGUUCAGGACUGAUAGAGAGGCUUCUGUAUGCGGACUCCUUACAUGGGCUGAGGAGAGUCAAGGAGCACACAGAGGUCCUGCAGCACACACUAACAGAGUUAGCAGUAGCGCCCUACCUACAGGAGAUCGGCCCUGCUGACACUUCCCUGCUGCAGGCUCUAAUGGCAGACACCAUGGACACCCUUGGAGGCAAGCGGCCUGAUCAGGAACGUGUGUGGAAUGCAAUGCAAAAGGUGGGACUGAUUGAGGACAUGCUGUAUCAGUGGGAGAAGACCUACGUGAAGAAUAAGGCUCUCAGGGCUGCAUGGAAACAAAAGGCCAAGGAGAGAAAAGCAUUGAAAGAGCCAAAAAAGGGGCUUUCUGUGAAACCGGUCCUGCAGGGGGUUCCCCAAGCCCAGUCUGAACCAGACCCCAGCUCCAGCGAGCUCCACUCAGUUUCAUCUCCUUACACAACACCCAACCCACCUUCUGCACUCCGUACUCCAGACACAGCCACUCAUCUUCAGAGGGAGCCUCCAGCAGCCCCUAUUACUCCACACUGACAGAAAUAAAUGGGCUCUGCAGCUCGGCCAUCUCUCUGAUUUAGGGUCUCCUUUUUUAACCUACCUCCCCUUGUUUACCAGUCACGCGCAGUGUCUCCAGCUGAGCUCUACAGGCAAAGAAGGCCUUCUCUCCCGGGAAGAAAUGCAUGGGUGGGGUUGUUCAAUUUAAGCACAAGUGGGUACCUGCUCUUUUUGUGCCCUUCUGUGCAUAUAAAGUAAUUUAUGGUUUAUAAACAGAAAUUAACUAUGAUUUACUGCUAUAAAGACAAAAAAACAAGCCCCUCUGCGAUAAAACACAUGAGAUUCAGUCAAAUGAAUGAGUUUAUUUGAUGAUAAAAAUACGUAAAACACUGCACCACAGCCAUUAUGCACAGCAUGAAGGGCAAAAACACAACAAAACCAUAGAGCUUAUUUCAGCUCUGGUUGGAGAAUGUUAACCACUAAAGCCCUACAGUGGCCCCAAAAAAUAUUCGGACAUUUGCAUCAUACUCAAAAUGUAUAAGUUCAUUGUGUUGGGUAACAAAAUAUAAAACUAAGUGUCAUUCAUUUUAAACAAAUUUUUGUAAAAGUAUUCUUUCAAUAGGCAGUUAGUGUGUUUCAGAUUGUUAUCGAUUGAUCUGUUUCUUUGCAGUCUUCUGCAGGUGUGCAUUCACAAUGCAUCUGUAUGCUUCUGAGUUUAGGAUCCCAUCAAUAAACACCAGCUAUAAACAAAAACAUCCUUUGAUUUUCUAUUUCCACUUCAGUGCUUUACAGUACACUAGUGCAGUAUGGUUGGAAUUCUUCUCCAGGCCUUCUACCUGCAAAGAGUCUAUGGUUGGUUUAUUGUUGUACUACAAAUAUUUUGUUAAACAAGUCACAUAAAGAACUUUCUUAAAGCUUACCAAUGGUUAAAGCGUCGAAAAUUAUAUACGUAUAAACC